This is a messenger RNA of Lathyrus oleraceus (garden pea), 2057 nucleotides long. RefSeq names its product F-box/LRR-repeat protein At3g26922. The coding region runs from base 11 to 1717 and encodes 568 amino acids. Gene Ontology annotation, molecular function: protein binding. NCBI's taxonomy places the organism in Eukaryota, Viridiplantae, Streptophyta, Magnoliopsida, Fabales, Fabaceae. The record is from RefSeq and is a predicted model, not a curated record. The transcript is spliced from 6 exons.
UUUGAAUUGAAUGAACAUAAAAGGUUCGCUCCGUAAAACAAAAACGCAAAAGCCGAACUCAAACUGCUUCUUCUCUCCGUUCUCUCUCUCUCUCUCUGAUACAUUCUUCCUCGCUUCUCUUAUCGUAUCGUUCCGUCGACGAUCGAUCAUGGCAUGCAGGAUCCGAACAAGUAUGGGGAGAAUAAGAUUCGAUGGGAAUGAAGACAGACUCAGUGACUUACCAGAAUGUAUUAUCCUUCACAUUUUGUCUUUUUUGACCAUACAGCAUGCCGUUCAAACUUGUGUUUUGUCCACCAGAUGGAAACAUCUCUGGAAACGUAUGCCAACUCUUAAUUUGAAUUCACAUGAAUUUAUGACUCUCAAGAUUUUCUCUGUAUUCGUCUCUAAGAUUUUGUCUCUCCGUGAUACCUCUACUGCACUACAUGCAGUUAAUCUUAUACGUGGUCGUACUAUUGAGCCUCGACUCCUUAAAAGGUUUUUAAACUAUGUUAUUUCCCAUAACACCCAUCUCCAACAGUUAGGAAUCUCUGUAUGUGGUGAUAUUGGUCUCGUUUUCAACUGUGUUUCUUCAUGCCGGGCUCUUACAUCUCUUACGCUUUCAGUUCGCCCUAAAUGGAGCGAUUCUACAGCAACAUUAUUUCCAAAAUCUUUGAAUUUGCCUUUACUGACCAGCUUGGAUCUAACAAAUUUUGCCUUUUGCGGGGAUGAAAAUGGUUGUGCUGAGCCCUUUUUGGCCUUUACCAAGUUGAAUAGUUUGGUCAUUUUUGAUUGUAAGGUAAGGGAUGCACAAAUCCUCAGCAUAUCAAACAACACACUUGUCAAUUUAGCUAUGCAUUAUAAUUCAUCUCUCCAUGCCAAAAUCAAGCUAAAUGCUCCAAGUCUGUGUACCUUUAAUUAUACCGGUAGUUACCAUAUUCAUGAAAUAUGUGGGAGUGGACUUUCUUCUGUUAAAAAAUUGAAUAUCAAAUCAGCACAUUUUUCAGCUUCGAAGUAUGCUUUGGUUCUAUUUAGCUGGCUGAUAAACUUUGCCAAUAUAGAGUCAUUAACCGUCACUUCAACUGUUCUCCAGAUUCUCUCCUUAGUUCCUGAUGUAUUGAAGGUUAAGCUCCGUUGUUUCCAUAACUUGAAGUCAUUGAAAGUAGAACUCAUACAAAUUCGGGCAGGAUCUUUAUUACUAUUAAUUCAAGAGGCCAUGAUAGAGAAAGCAGCUGCCAAGUCACCUAAAGAAGUUGUGAAGUUAAGAAAGGCAUUUGAAACAAGUUUUGAACCACCUGCCAUACCGGAUGGAAUAGUUGACUUCUUGCGUCAAAACUCGCCGUCGGCUGAAGUUAACAUCUCAACAGAGGAUCCGUGUUCUUUUAAUCUAAAGCAGAUUGAAGAAUCUAUAAAAGGUGUGAAUAUUAACAAUUAUCGCUCGCGAUUCUCUAUGCGUUCCUCCGCCCGUCUUCCGAGACUCUCUGUGCGUUCCUCCUCUUCUGUCGCACCUGGUUUGGCUGCCAAGUCUGCUUCUGCCGCCGAGCCUGCUUCUGAUGCUGCUCCUGCUUCUGCCGCUGAGCCUGCCAAGUCUGCUUCUGCCGCCGAGCCUGCUUCUGGUGCUGCUCCUGCUUCUGCUGCCGAGCCUGCUUCUGAUGCUGCUUAUGCUUCUGCCGCUGAGCCUGCCACUGCUGCAUCUCCCAAUCUUCAUAUCUGUCUCGGCGAAAAGGAUGAUGAUAAAUGAUCGAAUAAAGAUGAGGAGGAGGAGAAGCACCAAUAAAGAUAAUGAUGAUAAAUCAUGGAAUAAAGAUGAGGAGGAGAAGCACCAAUGAAGAUAAUGGGCAGUGAAGACUUCUCAUAUUGUAAGAUGUUAGAUAAGUGACUGAAAAUAUCAGUUUGACUGUCUUUACUCAAAUGUUAUAAUGCCUACUCUGUGAACCUUUAUUGUUAGAUUUGGUAAAUGUACUUUCUCUGUGAAUUCUUAAUAUUUGAAGCCAUAUUAUAUUGUAUUGUAUGAAAACCAUAUUGUAUUGCUUCUGGAUCCUCACAACUUUCAAUAUUUUGCUAUAAAUUUGUUCUGAUCC